AAGAAGAAGAAGAAGAAGAAGAAACUCAGAUUGGACAAAGUCAUGUCUGCAGGACGAAUGCGGUGCACGCGCAGACUCAGAGCCUGGAUAGUCGAGCAGGUCAGCAGUGGAAAAUAUCCCGGCCUGGUUUGGGACGACGAGGCUAAAACUAUGUUCCGUAUCCCGUGGAAACACGCGGGGAAGCAGGACUUCAGAAAAGACGAAGACGCCGCCAUCUUUAAGGCGUGGGCGGAGUUUAAAGGGAAGCUGACAGAUGGUAGCCAGGAUAGCCCCGCCUCCUGGAAGACACGCCUACGCUGUGCGCUCAACAAGAGUCCGGAGUUUACAGAAGUGAUGGAGCGAGCUCAGCUGGACAUUUCUGAGCCGUACAAGGUUUAUCGUCUGGUUCCUGUCAGUGAGCAGGGUUUGUUACUCCCAGAGAAGAAGAGCAGAGAGAAAAGUGUGAGGAAGUCGAGGAGGAAGAGGAGGAGGAGCAGUAGCAGCAGCGAGUCAGAGAGCGACGACGUGAGUCAAGUCAAGCAGAUAAAGACGGAGGAGGUUUCGUCUCAGACGUGUGUGGAUGAAACUCUGCUGCAGAGCAACGUCACCGUGCAGACCGAGGAGCCCGUUCUCCACAGCACCACCGUCAUCCAGAGAGACGCGGUGGACGAGAUCAGACUGGACGUGCGAAUUGAGGAGAACGUCCCUGUCCAACAAGACGGCCAGGACUCCUUCAGUGUGGUGGUUCACUACUUAGGGCAAGAAGUCCUCAAGCGUCACAUACAAGGAACAGACGUGAGGAUCAAGUACCUUGCGUCUUCGCUCGUCCCCCCGACGCCGGCUGUCCUGAAGGACAGGUUUCCACGCAUCAACCUGCCCGAGCCUCCGUCCUCGCUGCCGGCCGGCGAGGAGCUGCAAGGCCUGCUCACGCUGCUGCCCUUCAUGGAGAAAGGAGUGGUGCUGACCUCCAUGCAGAAGGGCGUGUACGCCAAGAGGUACUGCCAGGGGCGGGUCUUCUGGACGGGGCCACACACGACCGCGCCGGGUCUGCACAAGAUGGAGAGAAACAACGAGCCGGUGCUGCUGUUCAGCAGAGACGUCUUCAAACAACACCUGGAUCAUUACUGUGCUCAUGGUGGCGAGCCUCCGCAGUGCGGUGUCACUCUGUGUUUUGGAGAAGAACUGUGCAACGACGAGGACCCGUCCAAGAAACUCAUCAUUGUUCAGAUCACGUUUCCGUGGGCGGAGCUUCAGGUGACACAAGCCCAGUCCAUCUUCCAGUCCAUCGAGUUCCUGCAGACUCUGGCCAGUCAGUCUCCACUUGGGGAAAUCACGCUGAACCUGGUCGCGGUGUCGCCGCAGACGGCGGACUCAGUCAUCAGCUGAGGGACUAAACUCCACCCACCACCACCAUCCAGUGAAAACAGGGACAGUCUUACAGAUGAGCUGAUACCAGACUCUGGAUCAGUAUCAGUCCAAUAAGUGCCCAAAAAAAUCCCAAAUUAUGGACAAGCCAAUAUGUUACCUUACUGACCAAAAUCACCAACUAUGAGCCGAUAAAAUAGUCUGAUAAAAUUACAACUUAGUGACUGAUGAGCCGAUAUGAUGAUCGGUAUCGGUCUGAUACUGGCCAAAAUCUCCGAUGACAGAGGAGCUACUACGAUAAGGCCGUGUCCUAGUAGCAUUAUUGGCCCAAUACUGGCCAAAAUCACAGAUUGAGAUCGAGUCAGUAUGAUAUUCGGGACCAUUAUUGGCCCAAUGCUGGCCAAAAUCUACUACGAUACUCAAUAUUGGUAUCAGUCCAAUGUUGGCUAAGAUCUCCGAUUAAGGACAAGCAGAUACGAUACUUGCUACCACUAUUGGUCCGAUACAAUUCAAAAUCACUUUUUUAAAAUGAGCCAUUAUGCUAGUGAAUUUUGAUAUUGGUCCAAUAUUGGGCAAAAUCUCCAAUUAAGGAUGAGUCGAAAUCACUGAAAAGAAUUGGGAUCAUACAAUCCCAGAUAUUGGCAUCAGUAUCGUUCUACUACAAUCCUACGAUAUCGUUCUGCUGCUGAAGAAAAUACUUCAAGUACAAGACGCAUCGUUUUUUCAAAACGGCUGUUUCGUUUAAAAGGACCACAUCGGAGUAAUAUCGGUAUCUGUUAUCGGACAUAAAAACGUGGUAUGGAUCUUCCUCGCUCAUCUUCGAUGUUCGUCAUGUGACAAAUCAUCUUGACUAAGUUUGAAAUAGACGUUAUGUAGUUUGUGAGGUUGUCAUUUAUGCGUUUAGAAAAUGUUCAGCACUAAAGAAAUGGGAAAAAAAAAAAAAGACGUUAAAGAGCUCACAAAGUGAACUUCCUGUUUCCUGGAAGUGGAUUUAUCUUUCGGGGCGGACUCUGACGUCGUUGGUGUUUGAUUCUGAGACACUACAUGAAAAACAAACACUGAGGCAUUGUCGACAAAAUAAUGUAAAAUAAUGAAUGUUUCAGCACUAUAGAAACCUUUAACUGUUCAAAUACUCAUGAAAAAAUCUAUCAAACACAUCAUUAAGUUAUAGCUGCAAUAAAAAACAUAGUAUUUCAGUAUAACCUCAAAAAAAACUAGCAUCUUAAGAGUUUUAUCCUAUAAUCAAUACUUCUUCAUAUAUUCACAUCUGGGGCUGCAACUGUUACUAUUCACUUAUUCAUUACUCAUAUUACUUUUGAUUAUUGAGGCAGUUUUGUUGGAUUCAGACUGGUUUCUGAGUUUUCAGAUUUUUAAAUAUGAAUAAAAUCAGAUUUAUUUUUAAACAGUAACUCAUUGAGGCGUCAAGCUCUUCAGUUGCAGCUCUGCUCACACAUCUCUAAACCCACCUGUCAGAAAUUAAACAUUUCAUGAUAUUUAUAUGCAUCAGAAAGUCAUUUUUUGCAGAUUUCCUGCCAAGUACAAGCUAAAUUUUAGUAAGUUAGUUGAUUUAGUUAAAAAAAAUUUGUUUUUAAGGAGUCGCACAUUAAUUGUGACAUUGUGAAUGUUUUCUCACUGUUGAAAAUUGUUCCAGGUGCGAGAUGGGGGGAGAGAAAGACAACAGACAUCACAGAUGUAGUUGUAAAUAUUCUUGUUAUUUAAGCGUGUUCUACGUACGUCAUAUCCAUGUUCAUUUGACAAAAUGCAUUAAAAAAUUAAAAGUG
Molecule: messenger RNA, 3125 nt
Organism: Solea senegalensis (Senegalese sole)
Lineage: Eukaryota; Metazoa; Chordata; Actinopteri; Pleuronectiformes; Soleidae
Gene: irf9
Product: interferon regulatory factor 9
Exons: 10
Coding region: 43-1365 (440 amino acids)
Biological process (GO): regulation of transcription by RNA polymerase II; immune system process
Cellular component (GO): nucleus
Molecular function (GO): RNA polymerase II cis-regulatory region sequence-specific DNA binding; protein binding; DNA-binding transcription factor activity, RNA polymerase II-specific
Source: RefSeq, a predicted model, not a curated record